UUUCAAGUAAAGAAACCAGAAACACAAUGACAUCCAUGACUUAUCACAACCCUCCACCAUCACCAAGACACCAUUCCCCUCUCUCUCUCUGUCUGGUUCAUGGAUCUUUCCUCAAACCUCCAACGGUCACAUUUCUAUCUUCCACUUGAAUAAUAAACCCCAAAUCCCACUUCAAAACGGUUACUUUCCUUUCAUUUCCUUUCUCUUCAAAUUCCCACUUCAAAGAAGUUAGUUUAAUCCUUUCCUUUCAUUUUCCUCUCCAGAAAGAAAAUUCCCACUUCAAAACAGUUACUGUUUUCCCUUUCAUUUCCUCUCUAAAAAGACCCUAAAAUAGCGACUUUUCAACUAUAAGUCCUCAUUUUCUACCUUGAAAAACAUGUCUAAACUCUGUUCGUUUACUAUGUUUGUAUUGAUACUGCUAGUGGCUUUGUCACUGCCAAAGUGUUUGAUGGGCCAAAGGGGUGUAGCACCAAGGGAUCUAUGGUGUGUAGCCAAGAACAAUGCUGUUGAUCAGGCACUGCAAGAAGCUAUUAAUUGGGCAUGCGGACAAGGUGGGGCUAAUUGUGGGCCAAUACAACAAGGAGGAGCUUGCUAUGAUUCUAAUGAUAUACAGAGAACAGCUUCUUGGGCAUUUAAUGAUUAUUAUUUGAAGAAUGGAUUGACUGAUGAUGCUUGUUACUUCAGUAACACUGCUGCUCUCACUUCUUUGAAUCCAAGUUUUGAUAAAUGCAAAUUUCCUUCCAGCCUAUCGGUGAAUAAUGGAAGCAUUUAUGCGUCAACAGGAACAAUACAGAUGGGGCCAGAUAAUGCAGAUUUGAGCAGCAGCAAUAGGGCUGGUGGCACAUGGUUUUUGCCCUUAUUCACCAGUUAUUUGUUUGUCGUAUUUACAUGGCUAAUUCACUGACAUUAGUGAAAGCGAGGGCUUUUUUUUUUUUUAUUAGGCAUUUAAUAGCUUUGGUUUUGUAGGUUCCAGGAAUCAUCUUCCACUACUGUUAUUAGCUCUGUAUGUGAAUCUAUUUUCAUCAAGAAAAUCAAGUAAAUUGAAGUUCUUGCUUUUCAAGUC
Messenger RNA from Populus euphratica (Euphrates poplar), 1063 nucleotides. Its product is annotated as PLASMODESMATA CALLOSE-BINDING PROTEIN 5-like. The record is from RefSeq and is a predicted model, not a curated record. Bases 377 to 904 code for a protein of 175 amino acids. NCBI's taxonomy places the organism in Eukaryota, Viridiplantae, Streptophyta, Magnoliopsida, Malpighiales, Salicaceae. The transcript is spliced from 3 exons.